Messenger RNA from Armigeres subalbatus, 2853 nucleotides. Its product is annotated as mitochondrial thiamine pyrophosphate carrier-like. Gene Ontology annotation, molecular function: thiamine transmembrane transporter activity. The coding region runs from base 834 to 1757 and encodes 307 amino acids. The transcript is spliced from 3 exons. Gene Ontology annotation, biological process: thiamine pyrophosphate transmembrane transport. NCBI's taxonomy places the organism in Eukaryota, Metazoa, Arthropoda, Insecta, Diptera, Culicidae. The record is from RefSeq and is a predicted model, not a curated record. Gene Ontology annotation, cellular component: mitochondrial inner membrane.
UGAUUCUACAGACAGGACUGAUUCGUUGGAAAUUCGUCUUUUGGUCGCUUUAGUUUCAUAAAUUCAACACUCAAUAAUUAUAAUCGGCUACCAUGCGGUGUUUAUUAUGUAAUGAAUCAUAGAACGGGUUUGCCAUUCUUCGAAAACCAGCAAAUAAACACAGUUGUCUCUACUCACGUAGGCCGUGAAGCAUAGCAUAGUGAGUGCGCAAUUACAGCAGCUGUUGUACGAGGAAUGAACCGAAUAAAGCAGAUUGGCUUAUGAUUUGUGUGUGAAUUCAAAGCAAAACUUCUGAAACAUUUUGACGAUGAUUACAAUGACAAUGUAGGAGCCUUCGACGACUUGCGGAGGCAAAUUUUGGCUGUGGGAGUGACGGAACAGUGUCACGAGUUUGAGGAAGAAAAGAAGAAACGAUGAAGUGGUGUGAACUGUGGAAGCAGCAAGGAAGGUGGAAGAUCUAGUGGUGCCCAGCAUUAUUACCGCACAUAUCGACAUCAACAAAAUAGUAGUAUAGCAGCUAUAGCAAAGCAUUGUGAAAGGGUGCAAUAAAAGAGAGGAUACGGACAUUGGCAUAUCAGCCAAUAACCCUCAAAUAGUGGAGUAGUGUGUAUAGUUCCCAUUGAUUUGAUAUGAUUGUACUAACCUAGAAGAAAACAGUGCGCACUAGUAGGAGUACAGCGAAAGGUGUGAUAUAACACUUCUCGUGCGGGAACGUGUGAAGGAAGCCGAAACGAAAAGAAAAACCUGGAGUGGCCUUGGAAUUAGAUAACCGAAAUCGGUGAGACUGCAACGCAGAUUCAUUUUCCUUCCGCCGUUGUAGGAGCUAGGAAACCAUGGAUCGCGACAAGAAUGACAAGUCUUCCAACACGGGCAUUGCUGGUGGAUUCGCUGGCUGCAUAACUCGCUUCAUUUGUCAGCCGUUGGACGUGCUGAAGAUUCGGUUCCAACUGCAGGUUGAACCACUCAGUGAGGAUCACAUGACAUCAAAGUAUCGUACCAUUGUGCAAUCCACUCGCCUAGUGUACCAGGAGGAGGGUCUCCGUGCUUUCUGGAAGGGACACAACCCGGCCCAAGUACUUUCGAUUAUCUACGGAGUGUCGCAGUUUUCUUCCUAUGAGCACACGAACCUUUUCCUCAGGCAAUUCGAAGCGUUCGAGCGGCAUCAGAAUGCAAGGAACUUCUUUUGUGGUGCCCUUAGUGGAACGGUGGCAACUGUGAUAACCCUUCCGUUGGAUGUGGUCCGAACACGACUGAUAUCCCAGGAUCCUAAUCGAGGAUAUAAAAAUUCCAUGCAAGGCUUGAAGCUAAUCUAUAGGCACGAAGGUAUUAAGGGGAUGUACCGAGGGUUGAGCCCCAGUGUUUUGCAGAUAGCGCCUUUGACCGGCGGCCAGUUUAUGUUCUACAACAUCUUCGGUAGCAUGUUCCGCCAGUAUUUCAACAUUGCCCCAACCGAAACACUGCCGGCUUUUGAGUUGUUCAUCUGUGGUGGUCUGGCCGGAAUUUGCACCAAACUGCUGGUCUAUCCACUGGACCUGGCCAAAAAACGAUUACAGAUACAAGGAUUUGCCAAAAGCCGUCAAACAUUCGGUCGGCACUUUGUGUGCGACAACAUGUUCAAUUGUAUGUACAACAUCGUGAAACAGGAGGGUUUUGCCGGCCUGUACAAGGGUCUAUACCCAGCAUUGCUGAAAGCGUGUUUUAUGUCGGCGUUCUACUUUGCGAUCUACGACGAGAUGGUGUGGAUACUGAAUCACUGAUAGAUACUCAAACGGCGCCGCUCGCCAACCAGGUACCUUCACGGCAUCGGAAGUGACUAAUAUGCUGCUGUGCACAAAGAUAUUCCUAUUUUGUAUGCAGUGAGGACACGACAAGUGAGCACACACCGCGACUUAUACAUAAGUAUGCUGUACUGCUUAACCGCUUUCUGGACCCCGUCAAAGCAAAGGUAUAACGCAAUGGCUUGUAAAGCUAGCAGUGUACUAAUUAGGAUAAAAGCCAGAAAUGAAAACGGGAUUAGCACUAGACACAUACCAGGUAGCUUCGAUGUGGUCAAUUAACUGUUCGUUACUUUAACUGUAAUGUUACAUAAUAGUUAGGUAGUUAGCCAGUGUUUUGUACGGAAGAAAUUUUGUCUGAGUUACGCAAGUAGAGAACUAAAAUGUUGUGAAUAUUAUUAGGACUAAAAGUAGUAUAGCUUUCGAAGUCGUUUCUUGAAAAUUGCUUUGUAGGGUUUAAGACCGUAGAAAUCCGAAAAUAGCAUUGUAACCAGAUAGCUAACUUCUUAGGAACCACACAAACCAAAUGACUCGAGUUUCUUCGACUGUAAGCGGGAAAGCGGUCAAUUACGAGUAUUUAUUCUCAGUUCUGCUUUGAUGAACGAAGCUUUUUGUUUAUUUAUAUCGAUUUUCUGAAUAUUAUUUAUUUGUACUUAUUACGACCUUUUGCAGGAAAAGAGAUCUGACCAGUCGAAAUGGACCGUUCUAGAGUUGACGCCGUUAGUAGAGUAGAGCUAGUAGAAAGUGGUACCGUUUAUUUUUGAUCGCUGACAUACAAUGUAUUAUUAAUCAACCAGACUUCCAUUACUGCGAUAAGUGAACGAAAAUAGUCAUUAUAUACAGGUUAAAAAAGAGGAAGAAGCAAACGAAUGGUCUCUAUUCAGCUCAAAGUGAUGUAUGUAUGUGUGUGCGUUCCGCGAAUGAAACCGAAGUGUUUAGGUUGAACCGAAUUAAGCGACGAAACUAAACAAAAAAGAAAAGUGUAACCAGGAUAAGCUUAACAGCUGAACAGUGUACACAUUUAUAUCCUAUUGUAUUGACAAUAAGGGAAAACAUAAAUAAAACGAAAGAACUUGAA